AUGCAUACCGCCAUUCUUGCAGCCGCAUUCGUGGCAACGGCUCUCGCCGUCCCUUACCACAACCAUCACCAACGCGACGUCGUCUAUGAUUACAAUACUAUCACGGUGACCGACGUUGUCUACGUUACUGCCAGCGGGUCUGCGCCUUCCUCGUCCGCGACAAGCGAUGCUGCCGAUUCUUCGGCCGCUACGAGCUCAUCGACUGCCGCUUACCGUGGUUUCCACCAGUCUCGGUACUCGCGAUCCAGGGCAGGUGUCACCACCACUACCUCGACUAGCUCCGUCCAGGCCACGACCUCUAGCUCCACUAUCGAUGUCCCGACGUCUACCUUGGUUGCGGAGACCACUUCCUCAGCUCAAGCGCCGACCACUUCCUCGACUCAAGCGCCGACCACUUCCUCGACUCCAGCGCCGACCACUUCCUCGACUCCAGCGCCGACCACUUCCUCGACUCAAGCACCGAGUUCUACUCAGACUCCUUCUUCGACCCAGGCCCCGACCACAACUGCAUCGCCAUCGACGACUCAGCAGCCGUCUUCCACUUCGACCUCAACCACUUCCCAGGCGCCCACUACCAGCAUCGCUGCUUCAAGCUCAACCCAAGCAGCCGCGAGUAGCGUUCCCAGCCUUGCAUCCGAUUCGUACCAAGACGUGGCCGUCUACCACCACAACAUUCACCGCGUCAAUCAUUCCGCACCUAACAUCGUAUGGGAUACCGGACUUGCCAACACCGCUGCUAUCAUUGCCUCUAGCUGCAACUACUCACAUAAUACCGACGUGAACGGAGGCGGCUACGGCCAGAAUAUCGCUGCCGGCGUUAACGCCGAAAACAUCUCGCUCAUCAUCACCGAGUUGUUCUACAACGGCGAAGUCAACUGGUUCGAUGGCUUAUACAAUGUAGCGCAGCCUAACAUGACCAACUUCGAGCAUUGGGGCCACUUCUCGCAAAUUGUGUGGAAAUCGACAACUAGCAUUGGCUGCGCGACACAAAUGUGCAGCAACCUCAUCAACUUUGGUACAGACUCUUCAUUCACUGUGUGUAACUACGGGCCACCAGGCAACUUCGCUAACGAGUACGGUGACAACAUUGGAACCCCAUUGAACAAUCCAACAGCGAGUUGGAACACUGGUGGCCUUCCAGCGUCCGGCGCUACUGGCAGCAACUGA
This is a messenger RNA of Baudoinia panamericana UAMH 10762, 1167 nucleotides long. RefSeq lists its product as uncharacterized. The record is from RefSeq and is a predicted model, not a curated record. Gene Ontology annotation, cellular component: extracellular region. Bases 1 to 1167 code for a protein of 388 amino acids. NCBI's taxonomy places the organism in Eukaryota, Fungi, Ascomycota, Dothideomycetes, Mycosphaerellales, Teratosphaeriaceae. The transcript has 2 exons.